AUGCCUCAGCAGCACGCCAGCCGGUCCCCCCCUCGAACACCCCCCUCCGAAGCUGUCAAUGGGAAGCCUACGAGGAGAGGGACUCAUCCGCGACCCUCUGUCCGGGAGACCUUCCUAGAUGACUUCAAUCCAGCCGACAACACCAACGAGAACAAUGAGUCUUGUGACGAGCGAGAUCCCCACGACCUAUCGCUGUCUCCGAAGCAUGCGGCCCGCACCUCCAUCGUCGAUAAUAUGCUUCUUUCCCUAGACCAGUUCGUGGCGGGUUCCUCUGUGCUGGAUGACUACCGGUUAUUUAACUCGGUAUUCGAAACGGACCUCUACGGCCACGGUUCACCGGAGUCGUUGGCCCAACGACGUUAUCGCGGACACACCUUUUCAUCCUCCUUAUCGUCAGAGGUAGACGGCACCUUUGACGACGGCACGGCCCGCCAUGCGUCCCAACUCCCGAGAGGUCGUCGGAGUAAUAGCAGCUCGAAUUACCAUUCUAGCCUGAGAAGAUUUGGGAGCACGCGCAGCCGGGAAGGCACCGGCUCACGCGGCCAGCUAUAUGACUACCGCCCGAGUUCUACGGCAGCGACAGGGGCUCAUACUGCGAGAAAUGGGAGCAAAGGAAGUGCUUCCUCCCAGUUAGACUUUGGUCCGCCUCUGUUACGUCGCCGAGCGGAUUCAACUGGCGAGAGACGUUCGGCGAGCUUCGACUUCGGUACUCGGCCACCUUUCAUUCCCUUUUCCGAACCAGUUGCCGACUACGGUUCCUGGUCCUUCAGCGACUUUGACGCAGCUCCUACGCCAAGUAUUCCCGGAGGCCCCAGUAAAAAUCACCCAUCUUCGCAAGGGGACUAUGCCGGUUCGCUCAGCCUGCAGCAGUCACGGACGCCGGUGGCCUCCCGACGGAACAGUAUCAAGUCUCCGCGUGCGAAUACCACCCGGAAGUCUCGCCCAGAGAACAUUGGUACGGCCACCAUCCGGAGCCGAGAUCUCGACCUGGCGAAUCUGGGCGAUGCAGGCUUAGAGCUUCCGCCUACAAUUCCCUCCUCACUUGACCCGCCUGCGCCCAGCCCAACCAUCUCCUUCAACAAACCAAUAUUUCCCCCGCCGCCUGAGCCAGCGCCGGCCAAGGAACGACCGGGAUUCUUUCGUCGAGUCUUUGGCUCUAAAGCCCCCACAUUCGGACCGUCCGAUUACAGUCAAUCCGAUUCCCAUUCCGCCCAAGAGUUCGAGACCAAAGAUGUCAAGAGCUGGAGACAGCCGCUGAAGCACAGUGGGACAGGGCUCAAUUCGGGCCGCGAUGGAAGCCAUCAAGUGGUGACCAAAAAGUCGUCCUUCUUCCGCCGGCGGAAGAAGUCCGUGGCUGAAAGUGCCCCGCCUCCGAUCGUGCUUCCUCCGGAGCUGUCAGGCUCCAGGGCGAUGGAAAUUAUGAAGCCCGAGCCUAGUCCAGUCAGUAGUCUGAAAAAAGUGAUGAACCCGUAUAUCACGGAUUCGACUGCAUCUGGGCCGGACCAGGCCAACAAGCCCUCGCAGUCCCGUGCGGCGGCGGCAGAAGAUGCGGAAGCCAAGAAUCCAGGAACCACGUCAACGCACAGUCCGCGAGGCAGCCUCCUUACAACCUCCGGUGCCCCCAAGGCCAAAUACAGUUUAUAUCCCGCAGUCUCAUCCGCGAAUAAUCAUGAGGCUACAUUUUUAGGAAAUAGUAGUGGAGAUGAAGAGUCCGGAUCCAAGUCUAAUGGUCAGGAUCCCAUUGCUCCUGUUGACCGCCCACCAGCUUCAAGAGCAUCACGCGAUGGCGUGAGCUCGCGCGGCAGUGAUUUGGACUCCGUGGAUAAAGACCAGGUCUUUGCUUUACCAGGCGGCUUGAAGCCACAGGAGACUGUUAUUUCCUCGCUUUCGCCCGUCAUGGAGAGCUUCUCUCAAAUGAGCGCGAGCCCCACUCACAGUGCUGAGGAUGUCCCAGAAGAGUCCAAGGAAAUACCCACCUCGGACGUACCCAAAGAUGAGAUUGUUGAUGGCACGAGCCGGUUCUCUACCCCGGCCAAUGGUCCGGGUGGCUCGCCACGGGCUUCGAUUUCGGAAAUGUCGAAUUACUACACGGCAUCUGAGAGUGCCGCCAUGGGGCCAACGGAGCCAAAGCUUGCCGAUCUUGCGGAGACUAGCCCGGAUGACAUCCCGGCUAGCGAGCCAACUAUUUCGGACAAAGAACAAGCGCAGAUGCUCUUUGAUAGCCAGGAUCAAGUCGUAGGAAACGAGCCGGCUGCAGCUUGGCUGGGCGAUCCGGACCGAGCCUUCGUCCGCAAGGCGUACAUGGAUCUCUUUGACUGGGCCAAUCUGAACAUCCUGGCAGCCCUUCGAAGCCUGUGUAACCGUUUGGUGUUGAAAGGAGAAACCCAGCAAGUGGACCGAGUCUUGGAUGCCUUUUCCACCCGGUGGUGCGAGUGCAACCCACGUCAUAGCUUCAAAGCUUCUGAUGUCGUGCACACCAUUUGUUACUCGCUUCUCCUGCUGAACACCGACCUGCACCUUGCCGAUAUCGAGCAGAAGAUGACGAAGGCCCAAUUUGUCCGAAACACUAUGCCGACAAUUCAUCGAGUGGCGGCGGAUGCUGCGCCGGACGGCUUUGACCAACGCGACGCCAACAAGUCAAAAUCCCAAUCACAAGAUCCGCCGUCCUUGGCCUCAAAUUCCAGAUCUGCUACCACUGACGACCUCGAACGAAAAGCUCCAACUGCUGAUAAGCCGACCAAUGGCCCUACCAAGUUGGUAAAUCGACUCUCACGGACGGAUCUCUCGGCCAAAAUGAUCAGUGACCCUGACAAUGACACCGGCCCCCUCGUCAACACCCCGUUUACCGGCACAAUGCGAGCGUGGGAGCAACAAGUGGAAAUGGUGCUACGAGACUUUUACACGUCGAUUCAGAAGCAGAAACUCCCGUUGCAUGGUGCCCAAGUGGAAAAAGAGCCGACACGUUCGUCCUCGAACCAUCUACUGGGACCUCACCCUGGUGGGCUCCGCAGGAGUCCGAGUACAGUCAGCAAAAGUGGCUCCGAUAUCUAUCCACGCGGCCGCUCUGCCGACUCCCGUUAUGGAACGGCACGCUGGUCUUCGAAGCCCCGAUCUCGAGCCAGGCUGUAUCCGCCUUCUACGAUGGGCUCUAGCCGGACUAGCUUGGAUGACCAGUCUUCCCUCUGGAGCCCAUCAGCAUCCAGUACAUGGAGCAAGUAUUCUUCUGGGAAGUUGACCUCUGCGUCGGUGGAUUCUUUUGGCUCGGAUUACCCACGUGGGGAUUACCAACAAUCGAUUGGCUUUGCCAAUGCCUUGAGUCAGGCUAUUAUCCGUGAAGACUCGGCACAUUCAAUAGCCAGCUUUGAAGACGCCGAGCGGAAUACACCCCUCCUGGAAGAUGAGACUCUACAGCUUGCGGGCGCUCCUUGGGCCAAGGAAGGAAGCCUUAAGCACAAGCAUCACUUGGACUCGGUAGAUAAGAGGGCUAAAGACCGCAACUGGAACGAAUGCUUUGCCGUCAUCCAACAAGGUUGGAUGCGCCUGUUUUCCUUCAACGCCUCCAUGAAAUCAGUCCGACAGAAGGCCAAGCAACGACAUCCUGGCGGCGUCGUGGUAGGAGGAGGCAACUGGACAGAAAAUGCGGAAGAAAUCUGGAAGUUUCUUUUGCGUCAAACCAUUGCCAGCGCGCUGCCACCUCCCGGGUAUUCCAAGUCUCGCCCGCAUGUCUGGGCCCUGAGCCUGCCCACGGGCGCCGUACAUCUGUUCCAAGCCGGCACGCCAGAAAUCGUUCGGGAAUUCGUGUCCAGCGCCAAUUAUUGGAGCGCGCGACUAUCCAAGGAGCCUUUGAUUGGUGGCAUUAGUAACAUGGAGUAUGGCUGGAGCGAUGCAGUCAUUAAUAGCGCCCUGCUCUCGGCAGAGAGCAGCCGGACACCUCCUUCCUCGUCGGGGGCGCGACCGAGCAUCCAGAGCUCGAUUCGCAGCUCUAUUGACCAGCAGGGGGUCCGGCCCCGACUGCCGGCCGACCGAGUGCACAUUAGCGAUUGGGCUCCUCCGCAGCAGAGCAUGAUGGCAUCAGCUCUGCCAGAAGAUGAACAGCUGAAGGCCCUGCAGACGUAUGUCAAGAACGUGGAGGAGGAACUGCAGCGACAUAACGAGCUUCGACCCGCCAUGAUCCUUGCCUUCUCGCCGCGGCACCCCAAUGCAGCCAAGGCGUUGGCCAACUGGGAGCGCAAGUCGUCGUAUCUGCUGCGGGAAAUCGUGAAGUUCCGGACCUACAUUGACUCGCUCUCCUCGGCUUUGGAGCAGAAGAAACGGAUCUAUACCAACCGGGAAGAGAGCACCCCUGCCGAGUAA
This is a messenger RNA of Aspergillus luchuensis, 4353 nucleotides long. RefSeq names its product Sec7 domain protein. The record is from RefSeq and is a predicted model, not a curated record. The transcript has 2 exons. Lineage: Eukaryota; Fungi; Ascomycota; Eurotiomycetes; Eurotiales; Aspergillaceae. Gene Ontology annotation, molecular function: guanyl-nucleotide exchange factor activity. Gene Ontology annotation, biological process: regulation of ARF protein signal transduction. Bases 1 to 4353 code for a protein of 1450 amino acids.